Coccinella septempunctata (seven-spotted ladybird) is the source of this 1819-nucleotide messenger RNA. Its product is annotated as facilitated trehalose transporter Tret1-like. The transcript has 2 exons. Bases 383 to 1738 code for a protein of 451 amino acids. NCBI's taxonomy places the organism in Eukaryota, Metazoa, Arthropoda, Insecta, Coleoptera, Coccinellidae. Gene Ontology annotation, molecular function: transmembrane transporter activity. The record is from RefSeq and is a predicted model, not a curated record. Gene Ontology annotation, cellular component: membrane. Gene Ontology annotation, biological process: transmembrane transport.
UAGUUAAAUAACAAAUGUUAGUGAAAAACGUGUAAUUACAUUUUUGAUAGAUGAUAGGAGAUAACCAAUUUUCAUCAGAAGGAUUUAUUGAAAAUUACUGACUUUUCAAUAGUAAAUUUUAUUUUAUUUUUAUUAUCCUGCUCGAAUCAGCAAUCGAUAACCUUUCCAAAAGAGUGGCUUAUCUUUGCGGUGUAUUAACGCAGAAAUACAUUUGACAGAAGUAAAAUGAAUAAUAAAAGUGAUAACAGUUCACUUUAGAGUUAAGUUUCUUGGACAUGAAGUCUCUCUUUCAUAUCUGAUCGACUGCUUAGUUUGUUCGUGAACUCGUAAAAUUGUUACCUUCACAGUUGUAGUAGAAUCUCUUUAAACCAAGACCAAUAAGAUGGGUACCUGGGAAAUAUUCGCCAACUUUUUUGGUUCAUAUUAUACAUGGUUCAUUGCACUUGUUGCUCAUUCCAACAUUUUUCUGACCUGUCUUUCAUACUCCUGGCCAUCACCAGUACUCCCCAAACUUUUCGAGGCCGAGGACAACCCCUUGGGGAAGCCCUUAACCCCAGAUGAGGGCGACUUCAUCGCAGCAAUAUUCUACGUUGGAGCAGCAGUUGGUCCAAUCCUAUUCUUCGGAAUAGUGGAGAAAAUUGGAAGAAGAAAAGUCCUCAUGGCAAUUUCCAUAAUUCCACCAAUAUGUUAUGGCGUAUUGAUGUUUGCUGAUACUGUGACCUUGUACAACAUCUGCAGGGUUCUUUUGGGACUCUGGACGGGGAUUAUGUUCAGCAUAGAGCCUGUGUACGUGUCCGAAGUUCUGGCAGAUGAGGAGAGGUCUUUUCUGAUGUCCAUUAUCACCAUAUUUGGAUUCUCUGGUGUCUUCGCUGCGGUUUCCGUCGGUCCAUUCGUGUCCAUCCCAAUGUUUAAUGGACUUAUCGCCCUGGUUUCGUUGGUUAUAUCGAUUUUAAUGAUAUUCGGAUUUCCUGAAAGUCCCUUCUUCUUGAUGAAGACCAAAGGUGAGGAAGCUACCCAAGAAUUGCUAAGGAAACUGAGAAAUAGGGAUAUAGUGGAUGAAACCGUGUCGAUCUCGAAGACCGUUGCCAACGAGACCAAGAGUUCCUUUUUGGAAAUAUUCAGUAACUUGAAAAACUUGAAAUUCUUCAUGUUGGCGACACUGCCUCUCCUGCUUCAGUCUUACUCAGGUAUAGCCUUGAUUUUGAACUACAGCCAGUUGAUUUUUAUGGAAACUAACGUGGCUAUAUCAUCUGAAUGGUGUUCUAUUAUCGUCAUCGGUUUCACUCUGUCCACGACUUUCUUAACACCCUUGUUCAUGGACAAAAAAGUUUCCAUUUAUACCCUGCUGAUCCUCUGUCUAACCGGCAUUGCAACCUGCGAUUUCCUCUUAGGUAUGUAUUUUUUGUUUGGUAGAGGCGAAUCCAGUUUAACUUGGGUGCCUUUAGUAGUCCUGGUUAUUUUCGUGCUUGUUUACAAUUGUGGUUUGGAUCCAAUCCCCUGGAUGCUUUUGGGGGAAUCUUACCCCCUGAACAUAAGUGCUAUGGGAACUGCACUAUCGACCAGUAUUUUCGAAAUAUCCGUUUUUCCUUCUCUAUAUUUCUUCCAUAAGUUCGAUUUGGGAUAUUUGUUCCUAUUUUCAUGUGGUUUCUCGUUGUUUGGCGUCUUCUAUAUCAAGUUCUUCGUGGUGCCAGAUGUGGAAAAGAGCAAGAAGACUAACCAAAUAGAGAUGACAGCAUAAAUUAAGUUUCUAGAUUUUAGUUUUUUGUAUUUUCGAACAGAUUUUGUACUAGUAUUAUAUAAGUAUACAGUUUUUUGUUGA